AUGGAGGAAAUCAUGUCCAGAGCCGAGUGUUACAUAAAAGGCGAGGAAAGUAAUGCCGAGAAGAAGACGAGAGACACCAAGGAACGUAACAGUUUGACAACAGAUAGGCGCAACUACUACCCGCCUCCAAAUAGAGAUCGAGGCACCUUUAAAAGACAGGAAAGGCGAAUUUACAGUGUAGACGACUUUACCCCGUUAAACACAAGACCGGAAAGAAUCUACAAGGAGGUAUAUCAAACCAAGAUGAUUCCCAAACCGCCAGAACCUCGUGGCGAUCGCAUGGGACAUGAUCUAGAAGCUUGGUCCAAAUAUCAUAAGAUCCGAGGUCAUACGACUGACAAUUGCUGGAGGCUCAAGAAAGAGAUUGAUAAGCUUAUACAAGAAGGGAAACUAGGAGGAUAUGUCAAAGGUGAGCGAAGCGAAGACGAAGGGCGCCCCCCAGAGGAGGAGAACGAAGAUAACCACCGAAAAGAUCCAAAGGAGUGCCACACCCUCAACACCAUCUCAGGAGGCUUCGCUGGAGGUGGCGAGUCCAGUGCAUCCCGAAAGAAAUAUGUACGUCAAGUGAUGUUUAUUGAUGACAGAGCUACGAAUUCAGAGAACGAACAAGAUAUCACCUUCACAUCAGAUGAUUAUGAAGGCGUAGUUCCCCAUGACGAUGACCCCAUGGUCAUCACUUUGCAGAUUUUUAACUGGGACGUAAAGAGAGUUCUAAUCGAUCCAGGAAGCUCGGCUGAUAUCCUAUAUUAUGAUGCUUUCGAGAAAUUAGGUCUCGCCCCAGAACAAUUACAACCUUUUAAGGGCACUGUGGCAGGAUUCACUGGAGAACAGGUGCACGUCCGAGGUUAUGUAACUCUAAAAACAACUUUCGGGUCUGGAGAAAAUGCCGAAACCAUUAAAGUGAAAUACUUAGUGAUUAACGCGCCCAAUUCCUACAACAUCAUUAUUGGGUGA
Messenger RNA from Medicago truncatula (barrel medic), 954 nucleotides. RefSeq lists its product as uncharacterized. Bases 1 to 954 code for a protein of 317 amino acids. Lineage: Eukaryota; Viridiplantae; Streptophyta; Magnoliopsida; Fabales; Fabaceae. The transcript has a single exon. The record is from RefSeq and is a predicted model, not a curated record.